Molecule: messenger RNA, 180 nt
Organism: Serpula lacrymans var. lacrymans S7.9
Lineage: Eukaryota; Fungi; Basidiomycota; Agaricomycetes; Boletales; Serpulaceae
Exons: 2
Coding region: 1-180 (59 amino acids)
Source: RefSeq, a predicted model, not a curated record
AUGGCUAACAUAUCUCAUAUUGGAGACAUUGCUGUGCUCUAUGUCAACAAUCUUACAAUAGAUUGGAAAACAUAUUUGUUUACUAUUACUCCUGCUCACCCAGGACCUAUGAACAUAGUCAAGGCUCAGCAGACUCGUCUCACAUUCAAGGCAAUACUCACAUUAUUGCCCAUCCUUUGA